Molecule: messenger RNA, 4270 nt
Organism: Quercus robur (English oak)
Lineage: Eukaryota; Viridiplantae; Streptophyta; Magnoliopsida; Fagales; Fagaceae
Product: E3 ubiquitin-protein ligase UPL7
Exons: 15
Coding region: 145-3654 (1169 amino acids)
Biological process (GO): ubiquitin-dependent protein catabolic process; protein polyubiquitination
Molecular function (GO): ubiquitin protein ligase activity
Source: RefSeq, a predicted model, not a curated record
UAGAUGCGCGUAGGAAUUAGGAAAACAAGGAAUGUACGUAAAACAAAAAGGUUGUCGUUGACGAGAUACAGCUCUAGAAGUUUAGAAGCGAAUGAGAUUUUCAUUUCAUAGCUUCGUUUCAUAAAUUCUGCGACUUCCACUUCCAUGGACCAAACUCGCAAGCAUCAGGUAUCAUUGAGGGGAGCGAGUGUGAAGGAGAUUACAAGGGAUGCUCUUCUUGAGAAGGUAUCUCAGGAAAGAGAGCUACGCAAUUAUGCCAGACGAGCUACCGCUGCUGCUCUCUUUAUUCAGAGAGUCUGGAGGCGCUACAAGGUUACAAAGGUGGUUGCUUUGCAGCUUCAAGAAGAAUGGGAGAUUUUGUUGAAUCAUAAUGCUGGUGUGAUGACAGGAACAUGGAUUUCAAAUGCUGUGCUGAGACCUUUUCUUUUUUUUACUGCAUGUUUGUCAGUCCAGCGUCAGAAGAUCCAAGUCAGAGAUAUAGAUUGUAUGCAAAAAUGCUUUAGAAUUCUGUUGGAAAGCUUGAACUCAACUGAUAUAAAGGAAAACUUUUGCUCCUUGGCCACCAGUACCCUUGAAGAGAGAAGAGUAUGGGCUUUUCAAACACAGAAGCUGAUUUCUCUCUGCCUAUUUAUUCUUUCAGAGUUUAAUAAAUCCCACACAGGGGGUCAAGAUAUCAUUGUUCUUACCUCCUUAGCAAUGCGUCUGGUUGUUUUCCUUACUGAUCUGAAAGGGUGGAAAAGCAUUACUGCUGAUAAUCGUCAGGAUGCGGAUAUAGCAGUGAAGGAUUUAAUUUGUUUUAUGGGGAGUAGUAAAAGUGGUAUUUACAUAUCUAUUAGAAGAUAUAUUAAUACAUUGGACGUUUCUUUUUCUUCACAAAUAAACAAUAUUGCCCAGACAGAUGAUAAAAUUUUGAUCACUGCAAGUGCAAUAACUUUAGCUCUACGCCCUUUUCACAUGACAAACUCAGAUACAGAUGGCCGAGUCAUGUUGGAUGUACAUAAUGCUGCUGAGCAGUACUGUGUGUUUCUAGUUACAAUUCCUUGGCUUGUUCAACGUCUGCCAGCUGUUCUUGUACCUGCUCUAAAGCACAAGUCUAUUUUGUCACCAUGCUUCCUGACUAUACUGAUCUUGAAAGAGAAAAUUUUAACUGAGAUGUCGGAGAUGGAUCAGUCAGAAAUUCAUUCUUCUUCCAAGGUCAUUCCACCGGUUGGUUGGGCUCUUUCAAACAUUAUAUGCCUAGCAACAAGGAGUGAGAAUGAUUCUGUGGAUCCUGGCAGGUUUAUUCAAGGUUUAGACUAUGCAUCAUACGUCCACGUUGUUAUCACUCUUGCAGAAAACUUCCUGGGUUGGCUUGAGAAUGUAGAAUGGAUGAGGAAGGAGAAGCAGGAUGACCUAAUUGAUGUAUCCGCAGAGCCCAUUGAUACAAUUUUGCACGAAACUGAGAGGAUGCAUGGUUCCUUAAAGAUGUCAUAUAUGGAUAUGUUCAGGCCUAUAUGUCAGCAGUGGCAUCUUAAAAGUCUUCUGGCAAUCAUAGACACGGAUUCCCAUACUCAGAGUGCUGAGACUGUGCCACCAAACAAUAUAGAAUGCUUGAGGAAGUUUGAACUGCUUGAUAUUGCAUAUUUUUACUCAUACAUGCUUAGAAUAUUUACAGUCUUUAAUCCCACAUUUGGCUCGUUGCCCGUUCUUAACAUGCUAUCUUUUACUCCUGGAUUUCUUGUAAAUCUGUGGGGAAAUUUGGAAAGUAUUCUUUUUCCUGUAAGCAAUUGCAUUACUGAAAAUAAUCAUUAUCUUUACGCUGGUAAGAGUUCAGGAAAAGAAAAAGGUGGAGUUUUUGUGAAAAAGCAAAAGGGUGCCAAUAAGGAUGGUGCUAAUAAGUGGGUCAAUGUACUAAAUAAAUUUACUGGUAAGUCACAAGCAGACGAUGAUUGUAGAGAUUUAAUUGAUGGUCUUCCUAGUACUAGCCCAGUUAAUGAGGACUCUUGUGAUGUAUGGGACAUAGAACCUUUAAGGUGCGGUCCACAAGGUAUUUCAAAAGAUAUGACAUGUCUGCUUCAUCUCUUCUGUGCCACGUAUUCUCACCUGCUGCUAAUUCUCGAUGACAUUGAGUUCUAUGAAAAACAGGUUCCAUUCACUCUGGAGCAGCAACAAAGAAUUGCUUCAGUGCUCAAUACACUAGUGUAUAAUGGCUUGUCUAAUGCAAUUGGUCAGCAGACUAGACCUCUUAUGGAAUCUGCAAUCAGAUGCUUGCACUUAAUGUAUGAAAGAGACUGCAGGCACCAGUUUUGCCCCCCAGUUUUGUGGCUUUCACCUGCUACAAAAAACCGGCCUCCAAUUGCAGUAGCUGCCAGAACUCAUGAAGUUUUUUCAGCUAAUUUAAGAGCAGAUGAUGCUUUGACUGGUCGUAGCAUGGGUUCUAUUAUCACUACUACUCCACAUGUAUUUCCUUUUGAAGAAAGAGUUGAGAUGUUUAGAGAGUUCAUCAAGAUGGAUAAAGCCUCCCGGAAAAUGGCUGGUGAAGUUUCUGGACCUGGUUCACAAUCGGUUGAGAUAGUAGUUCGUCGGGAUCGUAUUGUUGAAGACGGAUUUCAGCAAUUAAAUUCCCUGGGGUCAAGGUUGAAGUCAUCCAUCCAUGUUUCAUUUGUUAGUGAAUGUGGCCUCCCGGAGGCUGGUCUGGACUAUGGUGGAUUGUCUAAGGAGUUUUUAACUGAUAUAUCAAAAGCAGCCUUUUCCCCUGAGUAUGGUCUAUUCUCCCAAACCUCAACUUCAGACAGACUUUUAAUUCCUAAUGCAUCUGCAAGAUAUCUAGAGAAUGGUAUCCAGUUGAUUGAGUUCCUUGGAAGAGUUGUUGGUAAAGCUCUUUAUGAAGGAAUUUUACUAGAUUACUCUUUUUCACAUGUUUUUGUACAAAAGCUGCUGGGCCGAUAUAGCUUUCUUGAUGAACUAUCAACACUUGAUCCAGAGCUCUACAGAAGUCUCAUUUAUGUGAAGCAUUAUGAUGGUGAUGUCAAGGAACUUGCCCUAGAUUUCACAGUUACCGAAGAAUCAUUUGGCCAACGGCAUGUUAUAGAGCUUAAAGCUGGUGGCAAGGAUGCCUCUGUGACAAAUGAGAACAAGAUGCAGUAUGUUCAUGCAAUUGCAGAUUAUAAACUUAACCGACAGAUAUUGCCCUUUUCAAAUGCAUUCUAUAGAGGGUUGAUUGAUCUUAUAUCACCAUCUUGGUUGAAGUUAUUUAAUGCAAGUGAAUUCAAUCAGUUGCUUUCAGGUGGAAACCAUGAUAUUGACGUUGAUGAUUUAAGAAAUAACACACGAUACUCUGGUGGUUACUCUCAGGGAAGCCGGACAAUUAAAAUCUUUUGGGAGGUUAUUCGAGAAUUUGAACCAAAGGAACGUUGUAUGCUUCUUAAAUUUGUGACCAGUUGUUCUCGAGCUCCCUUACUUGGGUUCAAACACUUACAGCCAACCUUUACUAUCCAUAAGGUUGCAUGUGAUGUCCCUCUUUGGGCAACAAUUGGAGGCCAGGAUGUGGACCGGCUUCCAUCAGCUUCGACCUGCUACAAUACCCUCAAGCUUCCAACAUACAAACGUCCAAGCACUUUAAGAGCAAAACUUCUCUAUGCAAUCAGUUCCAAUGCAGGAUUUGAACUUUCUUAGGGAUCUGAUUCAGUAGAAUCAGUACUGCAAGCCCCUUGAACAUGUAGAACAGAUUCAUUGGCUCAUCAGCAACACUGAUGAAUUGUGAUCUGCCCUUCUGACAGUAUGAAGAAUCCCAAUGAUACCUUUGUAAGAUCAGAACAAACCUAGGAUCUUCAACCGGGGUCUGAGAAUAUUUUGAAGGCCAAGGAACCUUAAGGCCCACAAUAUGCAAGUCACAUGGUAAGGGAGCAGCUAAAGGAGAGAAGGAUCUUGGGAGUGGCUGCAUUGAUAAGUCCUGUGCCUUCUUUGCAAUGAAUGCAUGUAAUGGAUAGUUCAAAUGAGCACCAACACGAUGAGAAAGAAGAGAGGGGCUCAAGGGAAAAGGAUUGGAAACCGAGCUUAGAGUGGUGGAAAUGUUGGAUUCCACAAGGAUGUGGAAGACUACAUUCAUAGGACGAUUAUCCAUCACUCCUUGCCCAAUUGUCUCUUACCAAUUGGCAGUCAAGCAUAAUCUCUAACCAUCCCUCUUUAUUUCAAUAACUUAACUGGAUUGUGUUGGUCUUUUUUUUUCUUUUUUUUAUUCUGCCAGCAACAUGGCGGUGGAGUGAGAGACAGAAGCAUGCAGUGGAGGAAU